Messenger RNA from Orbilia oligospora ATCC 24927, 2076 nucleotides. RefSeq lists its product as uncharacterized. The transcript has 7 exons. Gene Ontology annotation, biological process: intracellular protein transport; endoplasmic reticulum to Golgi vesicle-mediated transport. The coding region runs from base 1 to 2076 and encodes 691 amino acids. Lineage: Eukaryota; Fungi; Ascomycota; Orbiliomycetes; Orbiliales; Orbiliaceae. Gene Ontology annotation, molecular function: syntaxin binding. The record is from RefSeq and is a predicted model, not a curated record. Gene Ontology annotation, cellular component: cytosol; Golgi membrane.
AUGGCGACGCUGCGAGACCGACAAGUUGCUUCCAUCGAGAAAGUACUCAACCUGAAUGCCGAAAAACCGAAGCAGAAUCCAGAUGAUCCGGCUGGUGGUACCGCUUUUGUCUCGGCUGCCCCUUUGGUAGACGAGGAAGGAGAACCGUUAUGGAAGGUCUUGGUGUUCGAUAAUCUGGGGAGGGAUGUCAUCAGUUCUGUUUUGCGCGUCAAUGAUCUACGGGCAAACGGGGUGACAAUUCAUCUGAAUCUCAAUUCACAGCGACACCCUAUUCCAGACGUCCCAGCGAUCUACAUCGUCGAACCGACAUCCGAAAACAUCAAAUUGAUUACGAAGGACUUACAAGCUAAGCUAUACGAGACCACGUACAUAAACUUCACAUCAUCGAUACCCAGAACCCUACUGGAGGAGUUCGCCGCCAUAACCGCUCAGACACAAACCAGUUCCCAGAUCGCACAGGUUUAUGAUCAGUAUUUGAACUUUGUGGUCUCUGAACCAGAUCUGUUCAGUUUACACCUCAGCGAUGUCUACUAUACGAUGAAUAGUAGCAAAUCUUCGGACACUGUGAUUGAUGCAACGGUGGAUAAGAUUGUUGCAGGGUUAUUCUCAGUCGUUGUUACAAUGGGCGUCAUACCGAUUAUUAGGUGUCCCAAAGGCAAUGCUGCGGAAAUCAUUGCCCAGAAAUUAGAUCGGAAACUCCGCGACCACAUCCUUAAUAACAAGGAAAACCUCUUCACGGCACCUCAGGCAGGCCCUUCAUCGACAUACCCAGCUCACCCCAGCCAAGCAGCCCAGAGACCUGUUCUCAUUAUCCUUGAUCGAAACGUUGACCUUGUUCCCAUGUUGUCACAUUCAUGGACUUAUCAAGCAUUAGUACAUGAUGUUUUGAACAUGAGAUUAAACCGUAUUACUGUUGAGACCGUUGAGGAUGAAGGAAAGACUUCGAAGAAGGCAUAUGAUCUAACGAGUAAUGAUUUCUUCUGGGCAAGAAAUGCCGGCGUACCUUUUCCACAGGUAGCUGAAGACAUCGAUAAUGAGUUAACGAGGUAUAAGGAGGAUGCUGCCGACAUUACACGAAAAACCGGGGCUAAUAGUUUGGAAGAUAUCUCAACUGAUGCAAGCGCAAGCGCACAGCAUCUAAAGGCCGCGAUUACUCUCCUUCCAGAACUGAGAGAACGGAAGGCUUUACUCGACAUGCAUAUGAACAUCGCUACCGCAUUAUUAAAGGGGAUCAAAGACCGCCAGCUGGACAACUUCUUCCAGGCAGAAGAAAGCAUCACAAAACAAACAAAGGCACAAUUACUAGAAGUCAUUAAUGACCCGGAACGAAAGAACCCAGGCGAUAAAUUGCGAUUAUUUGCGAUCUGGUAUUUAAGUUCGGAGCAAGAUGUCACACGAGGGGAUAUGGCAGAGUACGAGGCUGCACUAGCGAAGGCUGGGUGUGAGCUAGAACCCUUAGCAUACUUGAAAAAAGUCCGAGAAAUCACACGGAUGACAAUGAUGACUUCGGCACCCAGCCAGCCCGCACAGUCAAGCGCUAGCGGAGAACUCUUCCGUGGUUUUACUUCAAUAAGUAAUAGACUCACGGAUAAAUUCAGAGAUGGCGCCCUCUCUGGUGGUUUCGAGAAUUUAAUAUCUAAUGUCAAAAAUUUCCUGCCCGUCAAUAAGGACCUUACGAUCACUAAAAUUGUCGAAUCAAUUAUGGACCCAGCAGGCGCUUCGUCUUCGGCUAUAGCCAAAACCGAAGAUUAUCUGUAUUUCGAUCCUAGAUCAAGUUCUGCAAGAUCAGGGAGGGCACCUGGGGCGCCAGCACCCGGAACAGUCGCGACAUUUGGGCAGAGAAGGCAGGGGUUCGCAGACUCUAUCGUCUUUACUGUCGGUGGAGGAAAUAUGGAAGAGUUCGGCAACUUGGUCGAAUGGUCGAAGCGGAACCAAACUCAAGGAGGGGGCGGUGGCCUUGUUGGAGGCGGCGGAGGUUCAAUUGUCAAGAGACGGGUGGUAUACGGAAGCACAGAUCUAAUGAACGCGGAUGCCUUUGUAAAUGGAGAUUUGAAGAGACUUGGUGCAGAAGGUUAA